CACCCUGAGGUCACAAUUGACGCAAUCCCAUUCUUUCGAUAAUCCCAAACCAACAACCCCGUAAUCCCCYUCUAAAUAAAACCCGUCUSGACUUUGAGGUUAUGCUYAGAACCAUGUCCGAAAUCGAUGUAAAACUCGGUUUACGAAAAGUGCUCGAAAACAUCGAACGAGCUAGUCUUAAAACGCCUCAAGAGUUGAGGUGUAAGCCCCCACGUCUGGUGGCUGUGUCUAAGACCAAGCCGGUUGAGUUGAUUGUGGACGCUUACGAGGCCGGGCAGAGACACUUUGGGGAGAAUUACGUGCAAGAGUUGGAGGAGAAGUCCCACCACCCCCUUAUUUUAGAAAAAUGUAAAGACAUCAAGUGGCACUUUAUCGGGCAUUUGCAGACGAAUAAAAUUAACAAAGUCUUGUCGACGCCCAAUUUGCACAUGGUUGAGACCGURCAUUCGCAGAAAUUAGCCGCGAAUUUGAAUAAGAGUUGGCCCAAGUUUGGGCCCCCUGACUCCAAGUUGAACGUCAUGGUCCAGGUUAACACGAGUGCAGAGGAGGAAAAAAGCGGGGUUGAGCCAAGUGAAGUGGUGGACUUGACAAAAUUCGUCUUGAGUGAGUGUCCAAACUUGCAUUUGGAGGGGUUAAUGACCAUUGGAAAGUUCGGAUAUGACAUCAGGAAUGGCCCCAAUCCCGAUUUCCUCACUUUAAGGGCUUGCAGAGACAGAGUGUGUCAAGAGCUGGGGCUUGACUGGAAAACCAUCGAAUUAUCAAUGGGMAUGUCCGAUGGUUAUGAACACGCUAUUGAAUUGGGGAGCACGAAUGUGAGGGUCGGGACGGCUAUUUUCGGAGAAAGGGCGAAAAAACAGUGAAGAUUGGUGUAAAAAUCUAAUUAAUAAAUGUUAUUGUUGUUUUUA
Molecule: messenger RNA, 905 nt
Organism: Tribolium madens (black flour beetle)
Lineage: Eukaryota; Metazoa; Arthropoda; Insecta; Coleoptera; Tenebrionidae
Product: pyridoxal phosphate homeostasis protein
Exons: 3
Coding region: 102-860 (252 amino acids)
Cellular component (GO): intracellular anatomical structure
Molecular function (GO): pyridoxal phosphate binding
Source: RefSeq, a predicted model, not a curated record